AUGGUGGCAGAGAAAGAUGGUUCGAGCCCCCCGAAACUCACUGGAGAGAGACCCCCACAACAACAGCAGCCACUGGGGCAGCUGAGGAGAACCAAGCAGCAGGUCACCGAUGGAUUCACUGUUAAAGCCAUGAUGAGAAACACUGUGGUAAGAGGACCCCCAGUUGCAGGAGCAUUUAAAGAAAGACCAACGAAGCCUACAGCAUUUCGCAAGUUUUAUGAGCGAGGAGACUUCCCAAUUGCCCUUGAGCAUGAUACAAGAGGAAAUAAAAUAGCCUGGAAGGUGGAGAUUGAGAAAUUGGACUAUCAUCACUAUCUGCCUCUGUUUUUUGAUGGGCUUUGUGAAAUGACAUUUCCCUAUGAGUUUUUCGCUCGGCAAGGAAUCCAUGACAUGCUGGAACAUGGGGGAAACAAGAUUCUUCCAGUCAUUCCUCAGCUCAUUAUCCCAAUAAAAAAUGCACUGAACCUUCGUAACCGCCAGGUCAUCUGCAUCACGCUCAAAGUCCUCCAGCACCUGGUAGUGUCAGCUGACAUGGUGGGGGAAGCCUUGGUGCCCUAUUAUCGUCAAAUCCUCCCCAUCCUAAACAUCUUUAAGAAUAUGAAUGUGAAUUCAGGAGACGGUAUUGACUACAGCCAGCAGAAGCGUGAAAAUAUUGGAGAUUUGAUUCAAGAGACACUGGAAGCCUUUGAGCGCUAUGGUGGAGAAGACGCUUAUAUCAACAUUAAAUACAUGGUCCCUACCUAUCAAUCGUGCUUGUUAAACUAA
Molecule: messenger RNA, 765 nt
Organism: Emys orbicularis (European pond turtle)
Lineage: Eukaryota; Metazoa; Chordata; Testudines; Emydidae
Gene: PACRG
Product: parkin coregulated
Exons: 5
Coding region: 1-765 (254 amino acids)
Cellular component (GO): vesicle; neuron projection; cytosol
Molecular function (GO): Hsp70 protein binding; Hsp90 protein binding
Source: RefSeq, a predicted model, not a curated record